CUCCCCUUAAAAUAAUCACACACUUUACACCCUCUCCUCUCUCUCCUCCCCACUCCUGUGUGGGUGCGAUGGGGCAGCAGAGCAUAGAAGCCCCACUUCUGGGCAGAAAUGGGCAGACCCAUAAGAAGAGAUGGAGUAGAGCUCUGCUGUUCUUCCUUGGAUUCAUCGCCAUCACAUUUAUUGGCCUUACCCUAGGAGGCAACAUAAGUGUAUGGAAAUUGAGGGGCGGGAACAAACACGAUGAGAAGAUACAGACUGGAGAGACAGAAAUUGUUGAGUCAGAUGAGGCAGUUGUUGCUGCGGAUGAUGGACGUUGCUCUGAGAUUGGUGCAUCCUUUCUUAGACAGGGUGGCCAUGCCGUUGAUGCAGCAGUGGCAACCACUUUGUGCCUUGGCGUUGUCAAUCCCAUGUCAAGCGGAAUAGGUGGCGGGGCUUUCAUGCUUGUUCGAUCUUCAUCAACUUCACAAACCCAAGCAUAUGACAUGAGGGAAACUGCUCCCUCAGCUGCCUCACAGGACAUGUAUGAGAACAAUUCUGCAGCCAAGUAUGUGGGUCCACUUUCAGCCGGUGUCCCAGGUGAACUGGCUGGCCUGCAUGAAGCUUGGUCAAAAUACGGGAAAUUGCCUUGGAAGACUUUAUUCCAACCUGCUAUAAAACUUGCCAGAGAAGGGUUUGUGGUUGCUUCGUGUCUGGGAUCAUCCAUUUCCAGUAAUGGAAAACUGAUAAUGGCUGACAUCGGAUUACGACAAGUGUUUGCACCGAAUGGGAAGUUGUUACAACCCGGUGAUAUGUGCUACAAUGUGGAGCUUGGCCACAGCUUGGAGGCAGUAGCGGAAAAAGGACCAGAAGCUUUCUAUAAUGGAACAAUAGCGGAAAAUCUAGUUAAAGACGUGAGAGAUGCUGGUGGGAUUUUGACAAUGGAAGAUUUGAGGAACUACAAAGUGGAUAUAACUGAUGCGAUUGCUUUCAACUCAAUGGGAUACACCAUCUUAGGAAUGCCCCCUCCAUCAAGUGGAACGCUUGGGCUCUCUCUGGUUCUAAACAUAUUGGAAAGCUAUGGAAAUUCUGACGCGGCCAAGGGUUCUAUUGGGCUACAUCGCCUGAUAGAAGCACUGAAGCACAUGUAUGCUGUCCGGAUGAACCUAGGUGACCCCGACUUUGUAAAUAUCAGCAAUACCAUAUCUGACAUGAUUUCGCCUUCUUUUGCCAAGAAACUUCAGCAAAAGAUAUUCGACAACACCACUUUUCCUCCUGAAUACUAUAUGUAUAGGUGGAGUCAGCUUAGAGACCAUGGAACCAGCCAUUUCUGCAUUGUAGAUGCAGAUCGAAAUGCUGUAUCAAUGACAACAACAGUAAAUUAUCAUUUUGGAGCAGGGUUGCUCUCACCGUCCACUGGUGUUGUUCUAAAUAACGAGAUGGGUGAUUUCUCUACCCCCACUGAAAUAUCGCCCGAGCACCUCCCCCCUGCUCCCACUAAUUUUAUCAGACCUAACAAAAGACCCUUGUCCUCCAUGACCCCCAUCAUAGUUCUCAAGGAUAAUCAGCUGGCUGGGGUCAUCGGAGGUAGUGGUGGUUUACUGAUAAUUCCUGCAGUAAUCCAGGUUUUCGUUAACCAUUUUGUUUUGGGUAUGGAACCUUUGGAUGCUGUUCAGAAUCCAAGAGUCUACCACAAGCUAAUUCCAAAUGUAGUAUUGUACGAAAACUGGACCGUGAUUGAUGGUGAUCAUAUCGAGCUCCCGGAUGAGAGAAAACAUUUCUUGGAAGAGAGAGGUCACCAACUGCAGGCCUGUAGUGGAGGUGCUAUCUGCCAGCUUGUUGUUCAAAAUCUUGGAAACAACAACGCUUUCGAAAUGGGGAGAAAACAUGGGAAAGUUCCUCCCCAUGACCAAAUCUUCCAUGGAACUCUUACUGCAGUAAGUGAUCCCAGGAAAGAUGGGCGGCCAGCAGCCGUCUGAUCAUUAGCUAUUAUUGGGUGAAUCUCUUCACCGUUCGUUGUAUUGCUGUAUCUAUUGUAGCGAACAUCCUUCCCAUUCAUGUAUGUGUAUAAAGAAGACGAAUUGGGUGAAUUGUAGUGUCACUGGUCCAUAGUUCAUCAGGUCAUAAACGAAUACGAACGCCAGAAUAUCAGAACGUAAGUUUUGCCGCUGUUCGAAAACAAGAACGUAAGUUUUGCCUGUUUUGGACUGCUGCUAUCUUAGUACUAUAUGAUUUCAUUUCUUCCAAUUUAAUUUGAUUCCCUGGAA
Molecule: messenger RNA, 2243 nt
Organism: Rhododendron vialii
Lineage: Eukaryota; Viridiplantae; Streptophyta; Magnoliopsida; Ericales; Ericaceae
Product: glutathione hydrolase 3
Exons: 7
Coding region: 69-1955 (628 amino acids)
Biological process (GO): glutathione catabolic process
Cellular component (GO): plasma membrane
Molecular function (GO): glutathione gamma-glutamate hydrolase
Source: RefSeq, a predicted model, not a curated record